UAUAAUACUACAAUGAUUACCUGAUGGGAGGCGCUAGAUACAUGGAAUUGAUGAGAGCGGCCAUUCGCGACCUAAUAAUCGGUAUCAAAUCCGUAUCCUUGACGGUGAUGGUCAAAUUGCCGAUGCGUUCGCUGUACAUGCCGAAGAUCUUCGAGAAACCCUGCGAACAGAAAAACUCCACGUCCAAUUCGGCGAACUUCCUCACCGAGUAGGCGUCCUUGUUGACGUCGCCGGUGGCCAAUCCUUGGUAGCCGCAAUCGAAGAACGGGAAUAUCCUCUUGUUGGCGAACAAACUCGCCAGCUCGUCCCAUUCGAGCUCGUCGGGAUCGAAUCCGGUCGGAUUGUGACCGCACAUCUGCAACACGAUCACCGAAUCCUCGUCGGCGUUCCGCAGGUCCUCCAUCAUACCUUUAAAGUCCAACUUGAGGUUCUUGGCGUCCAAAUAACGAAAAGUUUUCAUCGUCUUGAAGCCGGCGCAGCGGAAGAUCCGCUCGUAGUUCUCGUAGCUCGGAUCCGAUAUGUAGAAGGUCUCUUUGCCCAUGUACCUAGCCAAGAACUCGGCGCCGAUCCUCAGCCCGCCGAUCGACGAGUAACAUUGCACUCCCAUGUACUUGUUCUUGAUGAUGGCCUGCGAUUUGUUGCCUAGCAGUAGCGUGACGGCGGCGUUCGAGAACGAUUCCAUUCCAAGCGGCGUCGCGAUCACGUUUUCGAUGGAUUCGUCCAUGUGGAUGAUUUUAUCGGCGUAUUUAACCGCCGGCAUAACGUAGGGAUCGCCUUCUUCCGUUCUAUAACCGCCGAUGCUCAACAAAACCUUGUUCUCGCACGGGUCCUCCACGAACCUGUCUCUGAGGUAGAAUAUUUGAACGGGUUUCGCUAUUGGGAUAUUAUCGAAAACGGACAUAUUUUAUAUUUACAAAUGACGUUUCUGUCACGUCGCUUCACAGUUUCGUAGGCAUGUCUUUUUUCGAUAACAUCCCGACCGCCCAUCCGGUGGAAAUAUACUAUCUAAGAGAGACCUUCACGCAGGACCCCUUCAAUAAAAAGGUAUUGCUAACUCUAGGGAAUUACAGAACGGACGAAGGGGAACCGUACGUUUUACCAGUAGUAAAACACGCCGAACGAGUCUACCACAAAGACGAAUCCCUCAACCUCGAAUACCUCACGCCGCUGGGCAUGGAGUCCUUCACCAACGCCGCCGUUACUCUGCUGCUGGGCAACACAUCGCCGGCCAUCAUCAAAAACAAAUACAUCGGCGUGCAGAGCUACGGGUCGACGGGCGCGCUGCGCAUCGGCGCCGAAUACCUGGUCAGGCACACGGCCAAAGACACCUUCUACACGUCGAAUCCCGGCUACGAGAACCACGACAGGAUCUUCGCGUGCGCCGGCUUCAAGACGUGGCGCUGCUACCGCUACUUGGACACCAAGACCAUCAAGCUGGACUUCAAGGGCAUGCUGGAGGACCUGCGCAACGCCGAGGACAAUUCGGUGAUCGUGCUGCAGGUGUGCGGCCACAAUCCCACCGGCAUCGAUCCCACCGAGUCCCAAUGGGACGAGGUGGCCCAGUUGUUCGUCUCCAAGAGGAUAUUUCCGUUCUUCGAUUGCACCUAUCAAGGUCUGGCCAGCGGCGAUGUGAACACAGACGCCUACGUGGUGAGGAAGUUCGCCGAAUUGAACGUGGAAUUUUUCUGUGCGCAGAGUUUCUCGAAGAUCUUCGGCAUGUACAACGAACGCAUCGGUAAUUUGACUAUUACCGUGAAGGAUCCCGAAUUGAUACCGGCCAUUAAUUCGCAAUUCGCCUUUGAUAUUCGCGCGAUGUACUCCUCUCCUACGGGCAGGAGCGCCAGGAUCAUAGCUCACAUCUGCAACAACGCCCCCUUGUACCAGCAGUGGCUGGGGAACCUGAAGGACAUGGCGUUGCGCAUCAAGAAGGCGCGGAUGCAGCUGAAGGAGAUGCUGGAUAAUAUGGAAACGCCGGGUGUGUGGGAGCAUUUGGUGGACCAGGUGGGCAUGUUCAGUUACACGGGGCUGACGCCCGAGCAGGUGGAGUAUAUGGCGAGGAAGCAUCACGUGUACGCUUUGACUUCGAGCAGGAUUUGCAUGGCGGCCAUUUGUUCGAAUAAUUUGUAUCAAGUCGCUAUGGCUAUAAAUGAUUGCGUUAGGAAAUUCCCUAAAAUCAAUUGAUUAAUGUGAUUGAUUGAUUCGAUUCGAUUGUAUGUAGAUUGUGUUGGUGUAAGGCCGCCUUAGAAAAUUGAGUUACAUUGUGAAAUGUGAUUUUAUAAUCUAUCUUCACCCCUAACAUAACCUCGUUUAAUACUAGAAAAUAAUAUACAAAAUUAAUUAAAAAAUGGUCAAAUUUGUGUAUUAUUUUAUGUAAAAUUAAGUUAUGUAAAUUGUAAAUGAUAUUUAAUAAAACACAUCAGUGUAUUGUAAAGUUUUUUUUAAUCAUCUGAUUAACGAAAGUUAGUAAAAUAAUUUUCCCACUCACCUCUUCUAUAGAAGAUUUAAUUUAUGUGUAAAAGCUUAGUAAUUUCGUCUUAAAACUUCGUAACAAAUCCAAAAGAAAACAAAUAAACACGUAGAUAA
Molecule: messenger RNA, 2583 nt
Organism: Phyllotreta striolata
Lineage: Eukaryota; Metazoa; Arthropoda; Insecta; Coleoptera; Chrysomelidae
Source: the annotation of a GenBank genome assembly